CCAAACCCACGCACUAUCAAAGCAACGGUGACACACGCUCUCAAAUAGUUGAGGUCUCACUUUCUCAAGCUACCAAAGGCAGCCGUUACCACCACACCUUUCUCCGAGUAAACAACACAAGAGCUGGAAAUAAAAGAGGUAGAGAGAAAUGUGGAGCCUCUUUUUACUAUAAAUCGAUUCGGAGAUUCGACCCUUUCGAUCGUCGGACAAUCCUUGCUGAUAGUCCAAGGUCCCCUGAAGCUAUCAGGAAAGACUUCUUAGGGUUUUGCGGCGAGAGAAGGACUUAAAAUUUUUUUUACUGUUUUCUUGGUUUUCGAUGGCUUCGGAGGAUGUGAAGAGUAGUGAAUCGGCGGUUUCGACGAUCGUGAAUCUAGCCGAGGAGGCGAAGCUCGCGAGGGAGGGCGUUAAGGCUCCUAGCUAUGCUAUUCUUAGCAUCUGCAAGUCUUUCGUUGCCGGCGGCGUCGCCGGUGGAGUGUCUCGAACUGCUGUUGCUCCUUUGGAACGUUUAAAAAUAUUACUUCAGGUUCAAAAUCCACAUAGUAUAAAAUACAAUGGAACGAUUCAAGGCUUGAAGUACAUUUGGAGAACAGAAGGUUUUCGUGGAUUAUUUAAAGGAAACGGUACUAAUUGUGCACGUAUUGUUCCAAACUCUGCUGUCAAGUUCUUCAGCUACGAGCAAGCUUCAAAGGGAAUCCUUUAUCUGUAUCAACGGCAAACUGGCAAUGUAGAUGCUCAACUCACUCCUCUUUUACGCCUUGGAGCUGGAGCAUGUGCCGGAAUAAUUGCCAUGUCUGCAACUUACCCAAUGGACAUGGUACGAGGCAGGCUCACUGUACAGACAGAGAACUCUCCUUAUCAGUAUAGAGGAAUGUUUCAUGCUCUGUCAACUGUGUUGCGGCAAGAAGGCCCACGGGCAUUGUACAAGGGUUGGCUUCCUUCUGUCAUUGGAGUUAUACCUUAUGUGGGUCUGAACUUUGCUGUGUAUGAAUCUCUAAAAGAUUGGUUAAUCAAAAGUAAACCAUUUGGAUUGGUUGAGGACUCCGAGUUGAGUGUGACGACCAGGCUUGCUUGUGGGGCUGCUGCUGGAACUGUUGGCCAAACUGUUGCUUACCCUCUUGAUGUGAUUCGCAGAAGAAUGCAAAUGGUAGGAUGGAAAGAUGCUGCCUCAGUUGUCACUGGUGAUGGAAGGAACAAGGCCCCUCUUGAAUAUGCUGGCAUGUUUGAUGCAUUCAGGAAAACUGUUAGGCAUGAGGGCUUUGGAGCAUUAUAUAAGGGUCUGGUUCCUAAUUCUGUGAAGGUUGUACCAUCAAUAGCGAUUGCUUUCGUGACAUACGAGGGGGUGAAGGACAUUUUAGGAGUUGAGAUCAGGAUAUCAGACUGAACUGGGCCCAAUUCAACUUAAUGUU
Molecule: messenger RNA, 1406 nt
Organism: Durio zibethinus
Lineage: Eukaryota; Viridiplantae; Streptophyta; Magnoliopsida; Malvales; Malvaceae
Product: mitochondrial adenine nucleotide transporter ADNT1
Biological process (GO): transmembrane transport
Source: RefSeq, a predicted model, not a curated record